UACAAUAAGAGUUUUGAUAAGAAUUUUAAAAUUCCUGAUAAUAAUAUUGUUAAUGAUGAGGACAAAACCAAGACUAAGAUUUAUAUCGAUGAAGUUUCUGAUAAUCAAUGUGCAGUUAUAAAAAUAGACGGUAGUGAAUAUUGCAUUAUUUUUCAGAACAAUAGCAAGUCGAACUCUGAAUCAGUGGAAUUAAUAAUGUUGAGAAGAAGCGAUAGAGAUGAAAAAAAGUAUAAAGUAUAUUCCAUGGAAUAUGACAGCAAGGCCAGUGAUGACCAUUUAGAACUUCUUGAUACACAUAAUAUUUAUAGUGACGAUACCCCAAGUAUUUAUUAUGAUGACAAAUAUUUUCUUGUUACUGCUAAUCAUUCAUUGAUAUCGGAAUGGAUUCGUAUGAGACAGUAUUAUUAUGGCAAUUACAAUUACAAUUACAAACAAAAUUAUUACUUAAAAUCUAAUGAUUAUAUGGUUCUUAAUAAAAAAAGUAAUGCGGAAGAGGCUUUGAUGGUGGCUGAUUAUCAAAAUAAAAAUACGGAAUGCAAAAAAUCGUUUUUGUUACACGAGCUGUUCUAUACUAGUAUGAAAAAAAAUUAUUCAGUAUUUCCAAACGAAGAAGAAAAGGUCGUCGAGAAUUAA
This is a messenger RNA of Entrophospora candida, 633 nucleotides long. The record is from the annotation of a GenBank genome assembly. NCBI's taxonomy places the organism in Eukaryota, Fungi, Glomeromycota, Glomeromycetes, Entrophosporales, Entrophosporaceae.